Messenger RNA from Dunckerocampus dactyliophorus (ringed pipefish), 2314 nucleotides. RefSeq names its product MAPK interacting serine/threonine kinase 1 (gene mknk1). The record is from RefSeq and is a predicted model, not a curated record. Gene Ontology annotation, molecular function: calcium-dependent protein serine/threonine kinase activity; calmodulin binding; ATP binding. The coding region runs from base 155 to 1546 and encodes 463 amino acids. The transcript is spliced from 14 exons. Gene Ontology annotation, biological process: intracellular signal transduction; protein autophosphorylation; peptidyl-serine phosphorylation. NCBI's taxonomy places the organism in Eukaryota, Metazoa, Chordata, Actinopteri, Syngnathiformes, Syngnathidae. Gene Ontology annotation, cellular component: cytoplasm; nucleus.
AAACGAGAAGUAGGCGUGGUAUAUGGCUGUUGACGUGCUUUCCCGCUUGUCGAAACACGGGUGGUUUUUGAGCUAGUAUGGAUGUUUAUAUCAGCCGUCGGCGGCUCUGACAGGAAGGGAUUCGCCCAGUUUGGAGAGUGUUCAGUUGGCAGAUAUGGUGAGACACAGCAUGAUGAUGGAGAUGCAAGCCUUCCAGCACUCGCUCCAGUUUCGGGGUAACUCCCUGGCUGUGGGCCAAGUAGGGCAGUGUCAUGGUGAACAGCAGCAGAAUGGGAUGACCUCAGAGGACAGGCAGCACCACGCUCAAGUCCAAGCAGCCGAAGUUGAGCUCAGCCAGCCUUUGAAUAUCCCAGAUGCAUUGAAACGAAAGAAGAAGAAAAGAUCAAGAGCGACAGACAGCUCCACUGGCACCUUUGAUGACCUCUACAAGCUGACUAAUGAGGUUCUUGGUCAGGGGGCCUAUGCUAAAGUCCAAGGAUGUGUAAGCCUGCAGAAUGGACAGGAGUAUGCUGUGAAGAUCAUCGAAAAGAGUGCAGGACACAGCCGCAGCCGAGUCUUUCGAGAAGUGGAGACUCUCUACCAGUGUCAAGGAAACAAGAACAUUUUGGAAUUGAUUGAGUUCUUUGAAGAUCACACCUGCUUUUAUUUGGUGUUUGAAAAGCUGCGAGGUGGGUCUAUUCUUACGCACAUCCAGAACCGGAAGCACUUUGAUGAGCUGGAGGCAAGCAAGGUCGUUCGUGACAUCGCCCAAGCUCUUGACUUUUUACACACAAAGGGUAUUGCUCACAGAGACCUCAAACUGGAGAACAUCCUUUGUGAAUGCAUUGAUCAAGUAUCACCAGUUAAGAUCUGCGACUUUGACCUGGGAAGUGGCGUGAAGCUCAGCAGCGCCUGCACACCCAUAACCACUCCAGAGCUCACUACGCCGUGUGGCUCUGCAGAAUACAUGGCUCCAGAAGUGGUGGAAGUGUUCACUGAUGAGGCGUCCUUCUACGACAAGCGCUGCGACCUGUGGAGCCUCGGAGUUAUCCUCUACAUCCUGUUGAGUGGCAGCCCCCCCUUCACAGGCCACUGUGGCAGCGACUGCGGGUGGGACAGGGGGGAAACAUGCCGCACAUGUCAGAGUCACCUGUUCGAGAGCAUCCAGCUGGGCAAGUACGAAUUUCCAGAAAAGGACUGGGCUCACAUCACAAGUGCUGCAAAAGAUCUCAUCACCAAGCUGUUGGUGCGAGAUGCCAUGCUACGCCUCAGUGCGGCUCAGGUCCUAGAGCACCCUUGGGUGCAGGGGAACGCACCAGAAAGGGGUCUUCCAACUCCUCAUACUCUACAGAGGAACAGCAGCACCAAAGACUUGAGUCAAUUUGCAGCAGAAGCCAUCGCCUUCCACAGGCAGCUGUCGCAGCACGACGAGCAGCAGGAGGACUCGGCCGUCGCAGUCGUUUGCUCCAUGAGGCUUUCCCCUCCGUCCAACUCUAGACUGGCACGUAGGAGGGCACAGUCCAACGCCCUCCGCACUACAAACGACACGGCUGAUCUCACAGCCUGAAGGAGACACUCAGCAUCCUGUCAUCCUUGUUUUCUGACCUCUUCUAUCCUCUGUGUGUUUUAGCAGCCUGUUAUCUUAUCACUUGGCAGCACUUCCUCUUGGAAAACACGGGUAGAUUAGUGACAUUAUCCAGGAUGCAUGAAACACAGACUUUCUUUUCUGAAAGUACAUUUUUCCCCAAUGUGAGAGUUAAAGGGUUACAUUUGAUCUUGUCACUAUAUGAAUUAAGAAUGAUCUUUUUAAUUUUUUGUAAUGUGUGCAUUUAUGAAGCCUAUCAGUGUAUGUGAAGUGAAGUGUUUGGAUGCAUGUGAUUUUUUUUUAAAGCUAUGCUCAGAAAAGGUAGACGUUUGUCACCCGCAAGUAGGUUGUGUUGAACUGAAAUGACCAGAAUGUGAUCAAUCUUUUCUUCUAUGAUGAGCUUUGACAGACACAAGCUACCUGUAGCACUGAUGUACUUUAAACAUAAGCAAGCCUGCUUCAUUUUAGAAGGAUUUUACCCUUCAUGUACUGUAUAUUGUAAAUGCCCUUCAUUUAUGUUUUGAAGAGUGAGAGUCAGAGUCUUGUCCCUCAGGCUCUUUUUGUACCAACACAGGGAGACCAGUGUUUCUUUUUGGUUAAACCUGAUUCCACUUCCACCUUUUCUGUUUGCCAACUUGGAAGACUCAUUUAGUUUCUUGACAAUUGUCAGAGGUAAUUUAAGAAAUGCUUAUAUAAAGAAAGAUAAGUGAUUACAGUACAUUCUAUUUUUAUAUGUGCUUUUGUCUUGUU